Messenger RNA from Penicillium nucicola, 357 nucleotides. RefSeq lists its product as uncharacterized. NCBI's taxonomy places the organism in Eukaryota, Fungi, Ascomycota, Eurotiomycetes, Eurotiales, Aspergillaceae. Bases 1 to 357 code for a protein of 118 amino acids. The transcript has 19 exons. The record is from RefSeq and is a predicted model, not a curated record.
AUGCGUUUCGCCUGGAUCACUGCGGCCCUUGUCGCCGGCUGUCUCGGAGCUCCCACGACCAACCCAUUCAACCCCAAUGGUGAUGUGGCUCCUACUACUAUUGACAGAAAAACCGCGAUUGCUAACGAGCUUCCAGAACAAUGUAUGACUCGUUCCCGCCAUGUCACUUUGAUCUAUACUGACAAGCCAGGGCACUGUGCUGUCCAGACAAACAAUGUCAGCUUUGUGAGAAUCCCCGUCGAAGACUUGAGCUGCCGGAAGCUAAAGAUGCGCUCCGGUCCCCCGAGUGACGGCAACGUGGACCCUGUGAAUGAAGGCGAUGUUACCAACAACAUCUCCUUCCUUCGCUUAUGCUAG